This is a messenger RNA of Menidia menidia (Atlantic silverside), 2613 nucleotides long. Lineage: Eukaryota; Metazoa; Chordata; Actinopteri; Atheriniformes; Atherinopsidae. The record is from the annotation of a GenBank genome assembly.
CUGAUUCGGGGAACUGGUAAGUGUAGUUUCAGGAUGGCAGAUGGAGGCAACGAUGAUGAUGUCAUUCACCUGGCAAGUUUCAACAUUCACCGUAGUCAAGGCUCCCGUGCUGGUCAGAGGGAGUUAAUCACCAUUUCAGAUGAUUCAGAUGAAGAGCCGGUGACUUUGGUGCCUGGAAGCCCCGUCUUAGUCCCAGAUGAUGCAGAUGAUGACGACGUCAGCAUCUUGGAGCUGCCAACUCCUUCACGCAGGCCUUUGAUUCGCCAAGCAGCCAUAUGGAGCGGCGCCUCACACAGUCCAGUUCAAGUUAUUGGUCAAAGUAGCAAAACCUGCGCUGCUUCCACAGGGACCCCUGACUCGGCUCCUGUUACCUCCAGGGACGCCAAGACCAACCAAACAGCCAUAGUGGCGAAAGCCACAGCGCCGUCGGGCUCCUCUGGACACAUACCGCCACAACCCGGUCCAUCGUCACACACGCAUUCACAGCCAAAGCAUUACCCGCACACGCAGCAUCAAGACGGUACGCCAACACUUCCACACCUGGAGCUCCGAGGAGCUCCUUCCACGCACACCCCAUCUACCUCCACAAACGCGAAGGCUACGCCCUCCUCAUCCAGAACACCCGUACUCCAAGCCCAGCCGAGCACAUCUGGACUGUCAAAGCCACAAGCCAUGAGCUCCUCGGCACACACACCCGCGGCGAGCUCCUCUGCCAGCACGCCACUGUAUAACUGCGCCGCUGCAGCAACUGCGUCCUGUUCCUCCGUCAGCACGCAGGAAAAGGCCAGUACAAGUCGACCCCCGCCGGACAGCACUCAGGCCAGCACUUCGUCCGCACGCGCUCAGUCUCUAACGUGGAGGCAGACUCCGGCCGGGGCGCCCGCGCAGCCUCAUGUCAUCCAGGUGCAGGCGGUCAACCUGCUGGUGCUCCCCCAGCAGCCGAGCAUCCAGGCCUCGGCUCUGGUCACCCAGGACCAGCUGCAGCGGCGGCCCCAGAACCCGCCGCCGCCCGCCUCUCGCGGCCAAACGCACGGCAACCUCAUUCAGAUUGAGCCACGCCCCCUGGCCCAGGCCCCCGCUGUCCAGCCCGCUGUCCAGCCCACUCAAACGUCUCAGGUUAUCUCGGUGGUCCCCCCUGCGGUUCUAAUAGCGGCGGCCCCAGAGAGACUCGGCCCUCCAGAGGCGGGCCACCGGAUAGUUUUGGGGAGGCAGGCGCCUGAGGAGGGGGUCCCCGGUACCUCUGGUGUGGCCCCCCCGCCCCGCGGCCUCACCGUCAGGGUGCAUAGGGUCAUCUCCAACCCCCCAGCUCCUCCUGCCCCCACUGCGUUGGUGCCCCACAACAGAGGAGAGGCCGGUCUGACUCUGGCCCCAAACCCCGAGCAGGACAAUCAGGCCCCUGUUCUGGUGGCCGUCCCUCCUGCCGCCGAGGAAAUUCCCAGAAUAGAGGACGCAAGACCUGGACCCUCUGCACCACAACAGAGACCGGAGCAGCAGCCCCAUGUUCGAGCCCUCAUUACUGGUGUCCUGGAUCUAUUCCCAGACGUCCAAGAAACCUACGUAGCAGAUCUGAUCCUGCAGAAUAAUGUGAAAGACUUGAAUGUUAUCUGUAACCUCCUUUUGGAGAAUCUCGAGUACCCGAGGAGGGAGACGGCAGCAGCCGUGGCAGCUCCCACCAGCAUCCUGCUGGAGUCUGGAGACACCAAGGCAGAGGUGACCGAGGACUUGUUUGACUAUUCCAAGCUGAGCUCCGUGGGACCUGACGUCAUGAUGCAGGCUGCUGACCUGCUCAUGGCCGAUUUCCGGAUGCUGAGCUGCCAGGACAUCAAAUGGGCCCUCAACGCCCUGAAGGGACACUAUGCAAUCACACGCAAGGCCUUAUGCGAAGCCCUGAAGAAGUGGCAAGAAUCAGGCGAUCCAUCGGGAAAGAGACGGCGGAGCAGGACAUCCACGGAGCGCUGCUUUGUUGAUUUUCAUUUUGAGCACGGUUCGGUGAAGUUGGACAGAAGGAUGUAUUUCUUGGAGAAUGACCGGCGUUACUGCAGGACCUACACCAGUCUGGAGGCCUCUGUGCAGAAGGAGCUGUCCUUUUAUCAGCAGAAGGCCAAGGAAUGGGCAGAGCAUGAAGACUUCCUGCUCGCUCUGCAGGUGAAUGAGGAUGAAUAUAAGAAGGACGGUCAGCUGAUUGAGUGCGGCUGUUGCUUCGGGGAGUUCGCGUUUGAGAAGAUGACCCAGUGUUCGGACGGUCACCUGUUCUGCAAAGAGUGCCUGGUCAAGUACGCUCAGGAGGCGGUGUUUGGCUCCGGGAAGUCGGAGCUGAGCUGCAUGGAGGGGGGCUGCCCGUGUUCGUACCCCAUGUGUGAGCUUGAGAAGGUCCUACCGGAGAACAUCCUGUGUAAAUACAACGAGAGGCAGGCGGAGGAGGCGGUGGCUGCCACCUGUGCUGACGAGCUAGUGAGGUGUCCGUUUUGCAACUUUCCCGCCCUGCUGGACAAGGACAUGUCUCUGUUCAGCUGUCCCAACCCGCGCUGCCGUAAGGUCAGUUCUGCCCCGCCGCCGUUGUCCUCCUCCUUCUGCCGACCGGACCGUGUAAAGGAAAAUGUUCCCAGCUGGUGA